Molecule: messenger RNA, 3295 nt
Organism: Malaclemys terrapin pileata
Lineage: Eukaryota; Metazoa; Chordata; Testudines; Emydidae
Gene: COQ10A
Product: coenzyme Q10A
Exons: 5
Coding region: 49-753 (234 amino acids)
Biological process (GO): cellular respiration; ubiquinone biosynthetic process
Cellular component (GO): mitochondrion
Molecular function (GO): ubiquinone binding
Source: RefSeq, a predicted model, not a curated record
GAGCCGGUAUUUGCGGCGGACGGAGCGCGGAGCCCGGACCCCUCCCCCAUGGCGGCCAGGCGGCUGCGCGCGGUGCUGCGGCUGGGGGCGCGCCAGGGGCUGUGGCCGGGCGCGCCCCCGCCUGGCAGUUGCAGGGCCGUGUCUGUCUGUGGGAUUCUGCUGAGCCGGGUGCCUUGGGCAAUAAACAGCCUGGACUGGGGCCCCUGCAGCCCGCACAGCCGGACGUUCAUCAACCUCACGGGGCCUUUCACCAACAAAAGGAAGGAGUAUUCGGAGAGGAGGAUUAUAGGGUACUCCAUGCAGGAAAUGUACGAGGUGGUGUCCAACGUGGAUGACUACAAGCACUUUGUCCCCUGGUGCAAGAAGUCGGUGGUGGUCUCCAAGCGCACGGGCCAUGUGAAGGCUCAGCUGGAAGUGGGCUUCCCGCCCGUGCUGGAGAAAUACACCUCCAUCGUCACCUUGGUGCGCCCGCACCUGGUCAAGGCCAUCUGCACUGACGGGAGGCUCUUCAACCACCUGGAGACCAGCUGGCGCUUCAGCCCGGGCAUCCCAGGCUACCCCCGCACCUGCACAGUGGAUUUCUCGAUCUCCUUCGAGUUCCGCUCCCUGCUGCACUCGCAGCUCGCCACGGUCUUCUUCGACGAGGUGGUCAAGCAGAUGGUGGCAGCUUUCGAGCGGCGGGCGGCCAAGAACUUCGGCCCGGAGACGCGCAUCCCCCGGGAGCUCAUGUUUCACGAAGUUCACCAAACGUGAGGGGGUCAGGGCCGCACGUGCAGACUGUGCCGGGGCGGCGGGAGGCGCUUGGACUCCCUGCCCCCGCCUUUUUAACUAUUUAUUUGAUUUCACCUCUCCUGACGGUCUCUCUAAUUUAUCUGCUGCCCCGGUGUGCCGAGAACGGGGACGUACCCGGAGCGGCUGGGUCUGGCUGCCCCGGACCAGCCCCCGCCUGCCGUCUCGCACAGACGAACCGCACCGGCCCGCCCGGCUCCAUAUUUUUGUAGCUAAUUUUAUUUUAAACUUAUUUUAUUUUGGGGGCGGGGUCUUGUUUAACAUCCCUCCAAGCAGGGAAGAGCGGUCCCUGCCCCUUCCUGAUUGCCAGCAAUUCUCGUCUUUCCCGCUGUGCUGCCCUCACGGCAGAAACCAGCGGGGCUGCGUGGGCCAGCCCCCCCCUUGGUCGGAUUGCCUUUCCCCCAGGCGGGGCUGAGGCAGUGUGCGCGUGGACUGGACGAUGGGGGUCUCAGCUCGCCUAUCUGCGGUCGGGGGCAGGGUGUGGGAAACGGAUCAGAACCUUCUCCCCGUCCCAGGGGUGCUGAGCGCAGAGAAGGGCGCCUAGCCAGCGUUACAGGGGCUGCGUGGGAGCGAGAGGGGAGUUGCGUUCGGUCUGGAAGCGAGCACCGACAGGAAGUGUCACAUUAUGCGGGGCCUGUGGAAAGGGGCGGGGGCACUGCCUGGUGGGCGCCCCUGGCAGAAGGUGGGAAUGAGCGGGCAGGGCAGGGCAUGAGGCAAGUGCCCGGAGGGCAGCAUGGGACUCGGAGGGCAGCUGCUCCACCAGCCCUGCAGGUGGGAUCUCGCUGAGCUCGCCCUGGGUGGAGGGAGCGCUCCCCGGGCCCUCGUUGGAGAGGGAGAUGGCACGGCCACAGCCAGGCCCCCACAGCACUGGCAACGGGGCUGCUGGCUCCUGGCCCCCCUCUCCCUUGGGAGAGCCCCGCGGGCAGGAGAUAAAGCCUGCCUGAGUGACCCAGGAUGGAGGUGGCCCGGAGGCUCCAUGGGGUCGGGGGGCAGAGGUGAUGCCCACUGGGGACCCGGCCCACGGGAAGCCCUGGCAAUGGAAGGCUGAUUUUCUAUGCACUGAUGCAGAGUCCCAGAUGCUGGAGCCUCCCCUCCUGCUUCUGGAGGGAACCUCCCCUCCAAAGCUCCCAGAAGCCCGGGGGGUGUCAGCAGGUGGUUCCUCUCCAGCUGGUAGUGGAAGGCUUUAGAAGGGGGGAGCAAGGAUCCAGGUCCCAGGGGCUGCAGCCCCACAGCGGAGCCCUCCUUGGCCAGCCCCCCAGCUGUGCUGUGGGCAGGGAGGGGUGAGAACACUGCUGCUCCCCCCGCCCCGCCCAGGCACACAGCAGCGCUGUCGGUGGAGCGUGGCGAAUGCUGCGGGAGAUAAGUGAACAGAGCCCCAUUGUCCUCCGCCAGCGGAGGGAGGCCCCGGAGCCUGCAGAGCGCUGGGGGUGGAUUCUGCCUAGAAAGGCCCCCGUCACCUUGAAAAGCAGCUGCAGCUUCGCUCCAAGUGUGGCCCAAGCCACAGCCAACCCGUGGGAGCUGCCUGCUAGUGGGGAGCAGAGCCUGGCUCUCCCCACACCCCAGCGCCAAGCACCCAGGCCCAGCACCUUUGCUGCAGACUCUGCGCCCCGGCCCCUCCUUCUGUGCAAAGGAGCUGGCGUUACAUACGAGACCCGCGGGCGGGGCAGAACCGCCAGCCCCAGGCCGCCUGCACUGGGUUUGCACCGCUGUACCUGCACCGAGUGGGGGAGGGAUCCCGGCUGCUGCACGCUGCCCUCGCACGAGAGGCUGGGGGCAGAGCCCGCCCAGGGCGUGCCACUGCAGAGCGUGUGCAGAGCUUCCCCCUGCGGCUCUGGGGGGAGGUGGCAACGGGAGGUUGAGCAGGCAGCGUGUGGGUCACAGCAGUGAUGGAAGGGGAGAGUUGGGCCCUGCGUCUCGUUCAGCCCCUAGUGGGGCUGGGCAACGCCCAUGGCAUGGGAGUCGUUACCACAGUAAGGGCUUGAAUGGCCUCUGGGGACCUGUCUCCAGAAGUGGGGGGUAGCCCAGGGCACUGGUAGUGCUGGGCAUCUGUUGCCAGCAGUGCAGCUUCCCCUGCUGGGGGCCACCUGCCACCCGCCACCCACGUCCGAGCGCUGGGCUGGCUGCGAACGCCAUGUCUGCUCCAGGCCUCUGGCCUGAAUCCCUGCCCUUAACCCUUCGCUUCCAGCCGGGCUCCCCCAGUCUCCAGGGCCCAGGAGAUGAGUGGGGGCUGCAGCUGGGCCCUGCCCUGUGCGGUGCCUUCCGCCUGCUCCCUUCUCAGCCUGACCCCCAGGCUGCCCUCUGCCGGCUCACUGAGAGAAACGCACAUUGGGGGGGAUCAAUCUGAUGCAGGGGUGAGGGGGGAACACCCCCCCCAGCCUCCAUCUCAGAGCUGGGACGCAGCCACCUCCUCCGUGCGCUCAUGUGGGAGUUUUGUCUCCACCCGAGAGACUCGAAAUUUCCUGCCCAGAGAAGUGGGUUUUUUAGGCCAAUAAAAAGCAUUUGGCAA